Messenger RNA from Chiloscyllium plagiosum (whitespotted bambooshark), 1536 nucleotides. The record is from RefSeq and is a predicted model, not a curated record. Lineage: Eukaryota; Metazoa; Chordata; Chondrichthyes; Orectolobiformes; Hemiscylliidae.
AUGGCAGAGAAUCAUACCUUUCAACCCUGGGACUAUGUUGUUUUUGCUUUAAUCCUCUUUGUAUCUGCUGCAAUUGGUCUUUUUUGUGCUUUUAAACGUGGUAGGACUGAGCACCAAACAACAGAAGAGUUCCUGUUAGGAAACCGACAGCUCUCUGCAUAUCCAAUUGCUCUUUCAUUGGCUUCUAGUUUCUUGUCUGCUAUAACAGUUAUUGGAAAUCCAGCUGAAGUGUACAGCUUCGGGAUGAUGUAUCUAAUGUUUGCCUUCACCUGGUUAUUGACAAUGAUUGCCACUUGCCUGAUCUACAUUCCGCUCUUUUACAGACUAAACAUUAUCAGUACUUAUGAGUAUCUUAAUAGAAGAUUUGGACAACUUGUGAGAUAUCAAGUUGUUUGUUGCUUCAUGAUCUAUAUGUUUUUUUAUCUUGGUCUCGUGACUUAUGCGCCCUCAUUAGCACUGAGUCAAGUUACUGGUGUAAAUUUGUGGAUUUCCAUUGUAACAACGGCGCUUGUGUGUACAGUGUAUACAGCAUUAGGUGGUAUCAAAGCUGUUGUUUGGACAGAUGUAUUCCAACUCUGUAUAAUGGUGAUUAGCCUUCUGACUGUGCUGAUUCAAGGAUCAAUUCAUGUUGGAGGGCUCAACAAGAUUUGGAACAUUGGUGUAAAUGGUGGCCGGAUUAAUUUUUUAGAUUUUGAUCCUGAUCCAAGAAGAAGACAUACAUUUUGGACUGUAUUAGUAGGAGGUACGUUUGGAUGGACAGCAACGUAUAGUUGUAAUCAAGCGCAAGUACAAAGAUACCUGGCUUGUAGGAGUGAAAAUGAAGCAAAAAAAGCUCUGUUUCUGAACUGGUUUGCUAUGAUUAUUGUGCUUACAACAGCUUGCCUGUGUGGUUUAGUUAUGUAUGCUGUCUAUGAGACCUGUGAUCCGAUAAAGGCAAACAAAAUUAGUAACUCCAAUCAACUGAUGCCAUUACUGGUAGUUGAAACUUUGAAUCAGGUGCCAGGAGUUUCUGGACUCUUUGUUGCUGGUGCAUAUUGUGGCACAUUAAGCACAAUCUCUUCUGGCAUUAGUGCUAUGGCUGCAGUCUUUGUGGAAGAUUUUAUAAAACCAAUCUGGAAACCUUGGGAACAGCUUUCUAAUAGAAUGAAGACUCUGGUCUCAAAGCUUCUAGCUAUGAUAUUUGGACUUGGUACAAUCGGCCUGGCCGUGAUAGUCUCUUUCUUACAAGGAAAUAUAAUGCAGGCUGCACUAAGUGUUGCAGGAAUAAUUCAAGGACCAAUACUGGGUGUGUUCACUUUAGCAGCAUUGUUUCCAAAGAGCAAUGGCAAGGGUGCAUUUUUAGGCUUGUUUGUUGGAUUGGCCCUUUCCAUGUGGAUAGGAAUUGCUGCUCAAAUCUAUCCACCCACUGAUAAAUUUACAAAGGUACUUCCAACAUCAAUAUCAGGCUGUCUGCCAUUAAAUUCCACCAUCUCCACACCGACGAAUGUAACAUCACUGCUAACCUAUGUAACAUCUUUAAGAGAGGAGAAAAGGUAA